CUUCUCUCUCUCUCUCUCUCUCUCUCUCUCUCUGUGCGUGAGGUGCCAACAGUUCAUAACGCCACGAACCAAAACCGUUCAUUCAAUCUUCAUCUUAGGAUCAUUCACGCACACAACACGCCGUUACGUUUCUUCAUCACCAGAUCAUAAAAGCAUCAAGAAGAAGGUGAUCUGAUUCUGAUCACGUACUUCGGGGAAAACGUGUUCCAAAAGAGACAAGCUAUCCCAUAUCUUUACCUUUUCUUUAUUCCUCUCUCUCUUCUGUGUUCUGGUUUUGAUUUAUUUGUCCCAAUUCACUACUCUGUGCUUAGCUUCGUCGGGGCGUAUGUAUGAGGGUGAUAAGAUAGAUAGAUAGUCAAAGCUAUUCAUCAAGUGAUUCAUUCUCACAGAAGGAGAAGAUGACGUGGUGCAACGAGUCAUCAGACGAAGAGGAGCAUAAUAAUAAUAAUAAUAACAGCAGCAAUAAGGCGAUUCAGAUGGUUAAUUCGGCCUCCAUUGUUACUCCUCCUCAAGCUUCUGUCGUACAUGAUCAAACCCUCACAACAAAGAGAGCCUCCGAAAUUCGAACCAUUACUUGCCCUUCAUGUGGUCAUAACAUUCAGCUCCAAGACCAGGGUGGGAUUCAUGAGCUUCCAGGGCUACCAGCAGGAGUGAAGUUUGAUCCAAAUGAUCAGGAAAUAUUGGAGCAUUUAGAGGCAAAGGCUCUGUCUGAUGUGCGUAAGAUUCAUCCUCUCAUAGAUGAGUUCAUUCCAACGCUUGAAGGCGAGAAUGGAAUCUGUUAUACUCACCCAGAAAAGCUUCCUGGUGUAAGCAAAGAUGGACAGAUCCGGCAUUUCUUUCACAGGCCAUCAAAAGCAUACACAACAGGAACAAGAAAGCGAAGAAAGGUCCACACAGACGAAGAUGGAAGCGAGACAAGAUGGCACAAAACAGGCAAAACAAGACCAGUCCUAUGGAAUGGUUCUGUCAAAGGUUUCAAGAAGAUCCUCGUCCUCUACACCAACUAUGGCAGACAGAAGAAACCAGAGAAGACCAACUGGGUUAUGCAUCAGUACCACCUUGGAUCCAACGAGGAAGAGAAAGAUGGAGAGUUAGUUGUCUCCAAGGUUUUCUUCCAGACACAACCCAGACAAUGUGGUUCCAUUCUUACUAAGGAUCCAUAUGACCAAAAAGGAUUACUAAACAACAACAAUGAUGAUAACAACAAUAAUAUGAUUCUUCAUGACAGUACAGCAAAUAUUAUAGGUAAAGAAGCAGCAGCAGCUUUUGUGGACUAUUACAGUAAUGCCCCUUACAUAAGUUAUGACCCUGUGGGUCAUAAUAGUAAUAACUCAGAAAGCUCCCCUCAACUUAUUCCAAACUUGGUUCUUCAAGGUGACCAUGCUUCUUCCUUUAUCCGUUUAGCAAUGGAUCAUCCAAACAAAGCAAGACUUGACAGAAAAAUGUAGUCCUCCUCGAUCGUUGAUCAUCAGACAUACAACGAUCGAGCUUCUUGAUGCAUGGAUCGAUCCCCUGAAGUGUACGUGUGGAUUCUAAAGUUUUCCAAGUAAAGAGAGAGAUAGAUACAUAAUAGUGGGCUCUACUUCCAACAUGUGGAUCUCGUAAAAAGGAGGCUUAUGACUAUCACGUAUCUGUCUCUCUCUACGCUUUAGUUCGGGACCUAAAGGUUUCUUGAUAGUACAGCAUUAACAUACAAUAUAUGCAUAUACAUUUAAUUAUGGCCAUAUAUAUUUCAUGUGCUGAUAUAUGUAUCUGAUCGGUUUAGUGUAUGUACAGUGAGUGUAUGCAAGAGUUGAUCUGUUGUUAUUAUAUUAUGAAUAAAUAAAUGUAUUUAUUUAUUUGAU
This is a messenger RNA of Prosopis cineraria, 1844 nucleotides long. RefSeq names its product NAC domain-containing protein 73-like. NCBI's taxonomy places the organism in Eukaryota, Viridiplantae, Streptophyta, Magnoliopsida, Fabales, Fabaceae. The coding region runs from base 399 to 1448 and encodes 349 amino acids. Gene Ontology annotation, molecular function: DNA-binding transcription factor activity; transcription cis-regulatory region binding. The transcript is spliced from 3 exons. Gene Ontology annotation, cellular component: nucleus. Gene Ontology annotation, biological process: regulation of DNA-templated transcription. The record is from RefSeq and is a predicted model, not a curated record.